Molecule: messenger RNA, 1178 nt
Organism: Vigna unguiculata (cowpea)
Lineage: Eukaryota; Viridiplantae; Streptophyta; Magnoliopsida; Fabales; Fabaceae
Product: small multi-drug export protein
Cellular component (GO): chloroplast
Source: RefSeq, a predicted model, not a curated record
AAAAUAUUUGCUUUCCAGGGUUAUACAUGUAGAGUAUUCAACCCCUCGGCCUCACUCACUCAAGAUGAUGAUUGUAAUGAACUUGAAUACCAACCUUUCUCAAUUCUAAGUUCCACACUUUCUCUUAUCAAACAUAGUUUUCAUCUUUCCCAAGUUGUUGGGUUAACAAUGGCUGCCACAUCGUUGUCACUAACAUCAUCAUUGCAUUUCAGAAAAACCCACAGCAGGAUUUCACCUUUCAAUUUUCGUCCUCUCUUCCAAAAGGGUACACAAUCUCUUAAAUCAAAUUUCUCAUUCUCGACCCUUCACGGCACCCCCCAUUUCAGACCUUCUAUUGCAAUUGCCCCUUUCUCACCGACCCAGACAAGAGCUUCUUCUGAUGAAUGCUUUGACCCUGCUGAUGAAGCCGAAAGAUUGCUGCUUUCUGGGGAAAAGCCAGUUAAAUUCGCCUUCUGGGUCAUAUUUUGGGCCUCUUUGUCCCUGGCUUGGUUUGCGGUUUCAAAGGAUGCAAAUGCUGCUGUUGACUCCAUCAAAGCCUCUGGCUUUGGCUUGAAAAUUGCCAAUUCUUUGAGGAAAUUGGGUUGGCCUGAUGGGGUUGUGGUUUUCACACUUGCCACUCUUCCUGUGCUUGAGCUUCGUGGUGCUAUUCCUGUGGGUUACUGGAUGCAACUCAACCCCACAACUUUGACAAUCUUGUCCAUUCUGGGGAACAUGGUCCCUGUGCCAUUCAUUGUACUGUACCUGAAAAGAUUUGCGUCUUUCAUCGCUGCAAGGAGCUCUACUCUGUCACGAUUUCUUGACAUGUUGUUUAAGAAUGCCAAAGAGAAGGCUGGUCCAGUGGAGGAGUUUCAGUGGCUUGGUCUGAUGCUGUUUGUGGCUGUCCCUUUUCCUGGAACAGGAGCAUGGACUGGAGCAUUUAUAGCAGCUAUUCUUGAUAUGCCAUUUUGGGCUGCUGUAUCUGCUAAUUUCUUUGGUGUGGUUUUUGCUGGGCUGCUAGUAAACCUGCUAGUGAACCUUGGCCUCAAGUAUGCUAUUAUUACUGGUAUCAUUCUUUUCUUUGUUUCUACAUUCAUGUGGAGCAUCCUUAGAAAUCUUAAAAAAGGUUUGAAUCCGUCAAAUUGAUGUGAAAUGUAUGAUUUUUCCUUUGUCAACAGUAAAAUAAAUUGUUAGUUUUGUUA